CUGUGAUCCAUCUUUACAAAAUAUUAAAUGGAUUGUAACGGCUCACCAUUCUGACAUUUUCUUCUGUGAACUGUAUAUGCAAUGCAAACACGACACAAGUGAAACCAAGUGCCAGCUUCCAGCACAAAAAUUAGCAUAUUGAAGUUUGAGCCUUUGCUUAGUAAUAAAUGCUUGCAGUGAAAACAACACUGAAAAAGGUCAAAAGGGCAUCUCAGAGAACCCAAAAUUGCAACAAGUGUCUCUUAUUUUAAAUUUUUAAUGCCAUUUUUAUCCAUAUUUCUUCUAUUUAAGAAGUAGCCAAGACCCCAGAGCAGAGCAAAGCAAGGCAAGGCAAGGAGCUUUUAGAUUUAGUGAAAGCAGCAGAACAGAAACCAUGAGUUCCAGAGCUCUCUUCUUCUUUGCUUUGCUAGCUUUCUCAGCAGUGUCUUGUUUUGCUGAGAAUGAAGAGGACCCAGGUCUUGUUAUGGACUUUUACAAGGACAGCUGUCCUCAGGCUGAAGAUGUUAUCAGAGAACAAGUCAAGCUUCUCUACAAGCGCCACAAGAACACUGCAUUCUCUUGGCUCAGAAACAUCUUCCAUGACUGUGCUGUCCAGUCAUGUGAUGCUUCCCUGCUGCUGGACUCAACCAGGAGGUCCUUGUCUGAGAAGGAGAUGGACAGGAGCUUUGGGAUGAGAAACUUUAGGUACAUUGAAGAAAUUAAAGAAGCACUGGAGAGGGAGUGCCCUGGAGUUGUUUCUUGUUCAGAUAUUCUUGUUUUGUCUGCUAGGGAGGGUGUUGUUCGGCUAGGAGGCCCAUUCAUCCCUCUCAAAACUGGAAGAAGAGAUGGAAGGAGGAGCAGAGCAGAGAUCCUUGAGCAAUACCUUCCUGACCACAAUGAGAGCAUGUCCACUGUCCUUGAGAAGUUUGCUGACAUGGGCAUUGACACCCCUGGUCUGGUUGCCCUGCUAGGAGCUCACAGUGUUGGUAGAACACACUGUGUGAAGCUGGUGCACCGUUUAUACCCAGAAGUUGACCCUCAGCUCAACCCUGACCAUGUUGGUCACAUGCUCAAGAAGUGCCCUGAUGCAAUCCCUGACCCCAAAGCGGUUCAAUAUGUGAGAAAUGACCGCGGUACCCCCAUGAUAUUUGACAACAACUACUACAGGAACAUUUUGGACAACAAGGGUUUGAUGAUGGUGGAUCACCAACUAGCCACAGACAAGAGGACAAAACCCUAUGUCAAGAAAAUGGCCAAGAGCCAAGACUACUUCUUUAAGGAGUUUUCAAAAGCUUUCACCAUUCUCUCUGAGAACAACCCUCUUACAGGAACAAAGGGAGAGAUCAGGCAGCAGUGCAAUGUUGCCAACAAGAUCCACGACUAGAUCAAACCUUUUACUUCGUAAAAAAAAAAGUCUUGAUCCACUCUUUUUUUUUUCUUUGAUUAUGCAACUGAGAAAGAAAAAAAGUGUGUGAGAGACAAGCUGCAUAAUAAGACGGGCUUUCUAGAUGCUGUUUUGUUUUUAUGGCAGAGUUCAUUGCUCUGGUUAAAAGGCAUGUGGUGUCAUGUUGGCCUAAAGCCUUUGAUCAUGCACUAGUUGUUGAUGUAGGUUUUGUUUUGUUUUUUUCUUCUGUGGCGUUGGAUGAGAUGGGCAUGGGGGAUGUUGGGAUGUGUGUAUAUGUAUGUAUGGAUGGUUUGAACUUUGAACAUGUAUGAUGUAUGGAUUUCAAUGAUGAUGGUUUUUGAUGAUUCAUGCUUAUAAA
Molecule: messenger RNA, 1742 nt
Organism: Prunus persica (peach)
Lineage: Eukaryota; Viridiplantae; Streptophyta; Magnoliopsida; Rosales; Rosaceae
Product: peroxidase 42
Exons: 4
Coding region: 374-1363 (329 amino acids)
Biological process (GO): hydrogen peroxide catabolic process; response to oxidative stress
Molecular function (GO): peroxidase activity; heme binding
Source: RefSeq, a predicted model, not a curated record